Messenger RNA from Micromonas pusilla CCMP1545, 3072 nucleotides. RefSeq lists its product as uncharacterized. The coding region runs from base 1 to 3072 and encodes 1023 amino acids. The transcript has 3 exons. Gene Ontology annotation, cellular component: Pwp2p-containing subcomplex of 90S preribosome; small-subunit processome. NCBI's taxonomy places the organism in Eukaryota, Viridiplantae, Chlorophyta, Mamiellophyceae, Mamiellales, Mamiellaceae. Gene Ontology annotation, molecular function: protein binding; snoRNA binding. The record is from RefSeq and is a predicted model, not a curated record. Gene Ontology annotation, biological process: maturation of SSU-rRNA.
AUGGUGAAGGCGUACCUUCGCUACGAGCAAGCGCGCUCGUUCGGCGUCGUUGCGUCCCCGGACUGCGCUCCCGUGUACGACGCCGGCGGUAAGAAUCUCGUCUGCGCCGCGCUCGAGCGUCUCGCGGUGUGGGACGUCCGACGCGGCAUCCUCGCGAGCUCGCUCGUCCCGCCGCCGCGCGAGAGCGGCGCGCUUCCCGCGGUGACGCGCAUCGCGCGCGCGCCGGGGAGCGACGUCGUCGCCGCGGGCGCGAGCGACGGAUCGAUCCGCCUGUGGAAUCUCGUGGACGGCAGCACGGACGUCCUCUUGAAAGGGCACAAGAGCGAGGUCACCGCGCUGCGGUUUUCGCGCGACGGCUCCCUGCUCGUGUCCGGCGGGAAGGACACGAACGUCGUCGUGUGGGACGUCGUCGCGGAGGCGGGUCUGUGCCGCCUCAGAGGGCACAAGGGGCAAGUCACGGACGCGUGUUUCGUCGACGGCGACAAUAAUGCCGACACACGAGGCGCGUCCGCCUCGGGGCGGCGGCUCGUGACGUGCAGCAAAGACGCGACCGUGCGCGUGUGGGAUCUCGACACGCAGCACUGCGCGCAGACGGUCUCCGCGCUGGGCGCGGAGGCGUGGUCGCUGGACGUGGACGCGCGAGGCGCGAGGCUCGCGGUCGGGACCUCGGACGACCGGCUCCACCUCUUCGCCGUCGCCGGCGGAAAAAGCACGCCGACUCCGAAGGGCUCGGACUCCGACGAGAACACCGACCUCCAGAUCGCGUCGAGCAUCGAGGACGCGUCCAGGACGUUGACGCCGAUGGGGCACCUACCGCGCGCGGACAAGUCGCGCGCGUCGCUCGUGCGAUUCGACGACGACGGCGAACUCCUCGGCGUCCAGACCGUCGGUCGCGCGGUGGAGAUGUACCGCGUGCGAAACGACGCGGAGAUGGCGAAGCGGCGCAAGAGGAAGGCGAAGCGCAAGCGCGAGAAGGGUCGCGACGGCGGCGGCGGCGACGACGACGCGAACGAAAACGAAAACGUCGCCGCGGACGAGCUCGAGCUCGCGGCGGUCGUGCGCACGAAGGCGAAGACCAGGGGGUUCGCGUUCGCGCCGAGAUCGCGCCGCGGUCGCCCUGGCGUCCGCGCCGUCGUCGCGGUGCUGCUCGAUAACAACGCCGUGGAGGAGUGGGAGCUGGAGGCGGCGGACGACGCCGCCGCGAACGACGCGGCGACGGCGUCCGCCUCCAAGUUCGCCGAGCCGACGAGAUCGCGCGCGCUCGAGGCUGCGGGGCAUCGCUCGGAUAUCCGCGCGGUCGCGCUGUCGUCCGACGACGCGACGCUCGUGAGCUGCUCCGCGAAGGGCGCGAAGGUGUGGGACCCGAGCCGCGGCGCGUGCCUUCGGUCCGUGGACGGAGGGUACGGGCUGUGCGUCGCGUUCGCGCCCGCGGGAAGGCACGUCGUCGUCGGGACAAAGUCCGGCGCGUUAGAGCUCGUGGACGUGCAGGCGGGCGCGCGGUUGAGAGGCGCGCCGGACGCGCACGAGGGCGCGGUGUGGGGCGUGUCGACGCUCCCGGACGGCAGCGGGUUCGUGAGCUGCUCGGCGGACAAGACGGUCAAGUUUUGGGAGUGGCGUCUCGUCGACGUCGACGACGACGACGACGGAGAGACCGGCGGCGACGGCGACGGCGUCGCGCCCGGCGCGGGGCCGGGGCGUCGCGAGCUCGGCGUCGCGCACGUUCGAACGCUGCAGAUGAGCGAGGACGUGCUCUCCGUGCGCGUGACGAAGGACGGGAAGCUCCUGUCCGUGUCGCUGCUGGACAACACCCUGAAGGUUUUUUUCGUCGACACGCUCAAGUUUUUCCUGUCGCUGUACGGGCACCGUCUCCCCGCGCUGUGCCACGACGUCAGCGACGACGGCGCGCUGCUCGCGUCCGGGGGCGCGGACAAGAACAUACGCAUAUGGGGCAUGGAUUUCGGCGACUGCCACAAGUCGGUGUUCGCGCACGGGGACUCGGUGACGGCCAUCGCGUUCGUGCCGAAGACGCACUACAUGUUCAGCACCGGUAAGGACCGCGCGGUGAAGUACUGGGACGCGGACAAGUUCGAGCCGCUGCUCACGCUCCAGGGGCAUCACGGCGAGGCGUGGUGCGUCGCGGUGAGCGCGCGGGGCGACUUUUGCGUCACCGCCGGACACGAUCGCGCGAUUCGAGUCUGGGAGAGGACGGACGAGCCGUUCUUCGUGGACGAGGAGAAGGAACGGCGGUUGGAGUCGCUUCUGGAAGAGGGCGGCGGAAACGGCGCGGACGACGACGACGACGACGACCGCGUCGCGGCGGCGGCGCGCGAGCGCGCGGCGGCGCGCGGCGCUUCAGCCCCCGCGGGCGCGGAGGCGGGGAUGGCGGGUCGGAAGACGCUCGAGACGUUGAGCGCGGCGGAUGCCAUCGUCGACGCGUUGGACGAGAGGGACGACGGCGACGCCGUCGCGGACGCGGUCGUCCUUGGUAACGCGAACGCGCUCGGGUUGAAAGGCACGGACGUGUAUCCGCCCGGGCUCAUGCCGAACCCGCUGCUCAUGGGUCAAACCCCGGAGCGGUACGCGCUCGCGGCGAUCGAGAAGGUGCGCGCGGCGGAUUUAGAGCAGGCGAUUCUCGCGUUGCCGUUUUCGAGCGCGCUCGCGCUGCUGGACUACCUCGCCGGGUGGUUACACGCCGGCGAGAAUAUCGAGCUGACGUGUCGCCUCGCCGCGCUCAUCGUGCGGUUACACUACGUCCAGCUCGGUGCCACGUCGGCCGCGCGAGGGGUGUUACUGAAAGUACGGCCGCUGUUACGGAAGCGCGCGGAGGAAAUCAGGGACGUGUUCGGGUUUAACCUCGCCGGGUUGGGGAUGCUCGAGGCGCACCUGAAAGAAGGCGCGGAGGGCGACGACGGCGGCGGCGACGACGAGGACGACGAGGACGUCAAGGGCGUGUGGAAGAACAACGACGUCUUAGACGACGAGGACGUCGGAAGGGAAGCGAAGAAGGAGAGCGGCGGCGAGAAGAAAAAGAAGAAACGCUCGUCGGCGAAACGCGCCGCCGACGACGACUGA